AUGAAAAAUAAUCAUGCUUUGGUAUUGUAGUUAUUCAGAAUUUAUAACAAUGUAUGAUGUUCAACAAAGCUUCAAAUAUUUUACCAACUUUGCAUUGUUUUCUUUACUGUUGAAAAUUAUGUAUAUACUAUCUAUUUUUAAUUACAUUCUAACAUAAUAAUUCGCCACAUAAUAAUAAUAUAAUAACUAUAAUUUUUAUUUUGACAAUUUAGAGCAAUUUUCAUACAUCACAAACAGUAUGUAAAUGAAGAAAAAGAAUUCAAUCCACAAAAAGAGCAUCUUUUAUUUGUAAUGAUAUAAUAUUAACUACGUAUACAAAUAUGAAUUAUAUAAAUAUGAAUUAUAUAUAAAAGUAAAUUAUGUAUUAAAAUCAAGUUUUUUCUUAAUAUUUCUGAAAUUACACUCUGCUAAAAAAAUUAAAAACCCAAUUGCUUUUAAUAUGUAAUAUCUGCUACUAUUUAAAAAUCGAUUGUUAUGUAUCGAUACUUUAAAGUUCGAUACCUAACACAAUAGUGUAUAACAUUUGUAUGACUAUAUCUCUAACUGUGAUUUAACCACUCUGGUCGCCAUUUCAAUUCUUCUGGAAUUAGGCUUGCCAAAGAACGUAAGUUUACGUAAUAAAUUUUGUAUAAUUAAUAAAUAUUACAAUAAUCAAACGUGCAGUUUUAAUGUAAUAAAUUACUAUACUACAAGCAAUAAAUGUAAAUAUAUUUCGUUAAAUAAAUUUUUUAGUAAAGGAUGUUAUUUGAUUAUUAGAUAACCAAAAGAUGUAUGGCGAUCAAUAUGUAAUAUUAUCUCAAAAUAUAAAUUCGAUAGGAACUAUGUCAUCUACAAUUAUUGAUAUUUGUUCUUAUAAUUUUAUGUAACUAUCAAAUUUAUAUUUACAUUUGAAAUUUAUUUUGCUUAAACAUUUCUUACAUAUAAUGUAUAAAAUCAUAAUUCCGAUAGAAAAUUGGAUAUAUAUACAUAUAAAAUAAGAAUUAUAUUCAAUUUCAAUGUAUUUUCUACAUAUUCAUUAAUUAAAUCAACAUUACAACUUACAACUAUAGUGAGGAAAAUUUUGUUUCAUUUUUAUUUUAUAACAGCUAUUAAAUUUUAUUUAAUUAUCAUAUAUGUAUAACAUGUUACUUUAUAUUUAAUAUUAUUAUAUUAAAUAAUAUUAAUUUUAGAACACAAUGGCAAACAAAGUAUUGCUAUCUUGCUUACGACAAAAAGCUCCAAAGUAUGCAAAUUCUAUUCGUUGUUUAUCAGGAGUACCUGAUAUACCUGAUAAAAUUGGCAAUAGAGAUAUAGUAGGUCAUGGAUGGAAUGGAGAAGCAGCUUACUUAGAUCGAUGUGAUUUUCCAUUACCUGCAAUUCGUUUCAAAGCAAAUACUCCUGAUGUAAUGGCAUUGCGAGAGAAAGAGAAAGGUGAUUGGAAAAAAUUAUCAAUAGAAGAAAAAAAAGCAUUAUAUCGAGCCAGUUUUUGUCAAACAUUUAGUGAAUUCCAGGCUCCAACAGGAGAAUGGAAAGGAUCCAUUGGACUAGCUUUAAUUGGUGUAGCUUUCAGUAUUUGGGUAAUAAUAUUUCUCAAAACUUUUGCAUAUCCACCAUUACCAGAAUCAUUUAAUUUAGAAAAUAGACUUGCACAACUGGAACGUAUGCAACUACUUGAAGUCAAUCCUAUUAGUGGAAUUAGUGCAAAAAAAUAAAUUUAACUUAUGUUUAGAAAUGUAGUAAAAAAUACAGUGUAUUGUAUACACGAAAUAUUGUUUAAUAUAAAUAUCCUGUACAAGAUUAAUAGGAAAAAAUUUUAAUAAAUUAAAUGUUUCUCUUGAAAUAAAAUUUUAUUAUGCAAUAUUUGUGUAUGUUCAAUCAUAGAUACUGUUUAUAAAUAGUAGGAUUUCUAUCUAUUUCUAUUUUAACGUCUAUUGCUUUUUCUAUUGUCAUCGAGUAUGCGAUGUAUUUAUAUUGGAUAUCAAUAUUUCAUUCAUAUAUAUUCCUGCUUUUUCAUUUUUCUUCAAAUUCUCAAUCCUGAUAUCUCAGACGUUUGAUCGAAUAACAGGGUACAUAUUUUAUGAUACGUAAAAAUAUUUAAUAAUAUUAUUUACUUAAUAAUAUAAUUAAGUAAAAGUUUUCUAUUUUUAUUUUCUAUUAUUUUUCAUAAUUAAAAUUUUUUUAAUUAUGUAAAUUUUAUAUACUCGAGAUACU
Heterotrigona itama is the source of this 2190-nucleotide messenger RNA. The record is from the annotation of a GenBank genome assembly. Lineage: Eukaryota; Metazoa; Arthropoda; Insecta; Hymenoptera; Apidae.